Messenger RNA from Chaetomium globosum CBS 148.51, 2541 nucleotides. RefSeq lists its product as uncharacterized. Gene Ontology annotation, biological process: double-strand break repair; DNA double-strand break attachment to nuclear envelope. The transcript has 4 exons. Lineage: Eukaryota; Fungi; Ascomycota; Sordariomycetes; Sordariales; Chaetomiaceae. The coding region runs from base 1 to 2541 and encodes 846 amino acids. The record is from RefSeq and is a predicted model, not a curated record. Gene Ontology annotation, cellular component: nucleus; Cul8-RING ubiquitin ligase complex.
AUGACAGACGGAAACCAACGGCCGGGAUUGCUCGACUCGUGCCUAAUUGCUUUCGUUCAGAGCAAGUCAUUGUCGAGUACACUGAUUUCGCAGCUCUCCCAAAUUGUCAGACAACAUGGCGCCGAGAUCCUGGAGCCGGAUCGGAAGGGCAAAAUCCGUAUCCCUCAAGCCACCCACAUCAUCUCCAACACCAUCGACUUUGACCAAUAUGCCGAGUCCCAAGCUAUGAUGAUCCCGACCGUCAGGUCCGACUGGAUCAAGGCAACCAUCGCCCGUAGCAAGGUCGCCCAGGUCCGCCCGUUCUCGCCCGACCCCAGGAUGAUCUUUUCCAACGUCGUCCUCACAUCUGCGGAUAUCCCGACCACGGACAAGGAAGCCAUUGCCGGCGCGAUUAUGGCUCUCGGCGGCAUGGAAUCCAAGGACCUGUCGCGCCAGACCACACAUGUGUGCGCCUUGUCCCUGGACCAUCCUAAAUGUAUCGAGGCCAAGAAAAAGAACCUGAAGUGCAAAAUCGUUCUCCCUCAUUGGUUCGACGACUGCUUUCGGUUGGGAAAGCGAAUCGACGAGGGCCCCUACCUCCUACCCGACCCCGAGAUCUUGCUGAAGGCGCCGGAAGACGCUAUUAAAGUCCCCCUGAGCCAGCAGCUGGAGGGCGCUGUAUCGGCAGUCCCAACUGGCCCGUACGAGACCGAAGGGGCCGAGAAACUGGUUGUCUUCGCGCAGAAAAAGAUCAUGCUCUCAUGGGAUCUACCUAUCAACAACAUGCUGCGCAAGACGAUCACGGACAAGAUCACCAAGGGCGAUGGAGAGGUUGUCGACGCGGUCGAAGACUGCGAUAUAUUCGUCUGCCACUACCGAGAGGGCGACCAGUACAUUCGCGCAUCGCAGCAAGGGAAGGACGUGGGUAACCUGUCAUGGCUAUAUCACCUAAUGGUGUACAACGAGUGGACUUCACCCUUUCGGCGACUCCUCCACUACCCGAUCCCCAGGGGCGGCAUGCCCGGGUUUAAGGACAUGCGGAUCACACUGUCAAAUUACGGAGGCGAAGCACGGAUAUACCUAGAAAACCUCAUCACGGCAGCAGGCGCGACGUACACGCGGACGAUGAAGGCGGAAAACACGCAUCUUAUCACAGCAAGGAUGCACAGCGAGAAAUGCGAAGCGGCUAAGGACUGGAACAUUGAGAUUGUCAACCACUUCUGGAUUGAGGAGAGCUACGCCGCUUGUCAACCCCUGCCCCUUAGCAAUCAACGAUACCGACAUUUCCCACCACGGACAAAUCUAGGCGAGGUCAUUGGCCAGACAUCCUUUGAUGAGCCUACUCUGCGGGAAAGGUACUAUCCCGGCGGAGAAGAGCACAUGGACGACGCAGCCAAAAAGAAGAGGAAGAUCAACGAGCGCGCCCAGAAGAACGCCCUCAACGUGGGCCUGGACCGGGAUUUUAGUGUUAUGCAGGACUCGAGCCCAGCGCCGGCGAAAUCCGUCAAGAAGGCACGAGCCACACCAGCAAUGGGGAACUUUUCAACGCCGGCAAAGGCACGCCACGUGCGGUCCGGCAAGGAGAAUGAUACCCCGUCUGUCAUGUCGAGCGCAAGCCGCAGCGCGAAAGCUCAGGCGCUUUCAAAACUACAAGACCUCGCGCCGGAUAUCGCAUUGUACGAGAAAGAAAAGAAGCGUAUGGCAAAGGACGGCCACGGUAUUUGGGGCGGCAAGCGUGCGGCUGACCAACUCGACAAGGAGCGGGCCGACAGGAGUUCAAGCCCGGCCAGCAGGGCGGCGGACGAUCUCGAGGACGAGCAAGAAAACAAGCGGCCGGCCAAACGGGCCAAGGUAUCGCUGCCGGAGAUCGAUAUGCGCAUCUGCCUAACGGGAUAUAAGCGGUGGGUGGAGAAUAAAGCGACCGAGGAGGCCGACAGGAGAAAACUCCGCUCCCUCGGUAUCCAAAUCGUGCAGGAGAACACGCCAUGUAAUUACCUCGCCGCGCCCAGCAUGGUUCGGACGAUGAAGUUCCUCCGUUGUCUCGCCAAGGGGCCCGAUGUGAUCAACUCGUCCUUCAUCACGGCCUGCAUCGAGUCGGGCAAACGUCCCCCUAUCAAGGAACACCUGCUAGUCGACAAGGCCAACGAGGCGCGGUUCGGCGUGAGCAUCGAUAAGGCGGUGAACCGAGCGCGCGCCAACCGCGGCCGGUUGCUGUGGGGUGUGCCCAUCUACUGCACAGCCGAGAUCCCGAACGGUGUCGACGCGUUCAGGAACAUCGCCGAGGCCAACGGGGCUAUGUUUAAAGUCUACCGCGCCAGGAGCGGCACCACCAUCAAGCCGGCCACGGAAGAAGACGACGGCGAUGCGGGGCCUGAUCCUGUGUACCUGCUGACUGGGGCGACGCCGGCUGAGAGGCAGCUGUGGCCGCGGUUCCAAGAGAUGGCGCGCAAGGGGAACAUGGAACCGCGGAUUGUCAUGGCUGACUGGCUGUUGGAUGUGGCGAUGCGGCAGGAGUUGUCGUUUGAUCCGAAGUAUUCGAUGAGCAACCGGAUGUCAGAGUAG